Oncorhynchus masou masou (cherry salmon) is the source of this 1485-nucleotide messenger RNA. RefSeq lists its product as uncharacterized. The record is from RefSeq and is a predicted model, not a curated record. NCBI's taxonomy places the organism in Eukaryota, Metazoa, Chordata, Actinopteri, Salmoniformes, Salmonidae. The transcript has 2 exons. Bases 1 to 1485 code for a protein of 494 amino acids.
AUGUACAUCACUGGGGCCAAGCUCCCUGCCAUCCAGUACCCCAAUACCAGGCGGUGUCAGAGGAAGGCCCAGCCAGCCAACUCACAGACUGUUGUCUCUGCUACCACACAGCAGGCAGUACCAAUACACCAAGUCUGGAACCAACAGGACCCUGAACAGCUUCUAUCCCCAAGCCAUAAGACUGCUAAAGACCCUCACCCCAGCCCUCAGCCCCCAGCCCUCACCCCAGCCCUCAGCCUUCACCCCAGCCAUCACCCCUUACCCCAGCCCUCACCCCAGCCCUCACCCCAGCCCUCAGCCUUCACCCCAGCCAUCACCCCUUACCCCAGCCCUUACCCCAGCCCUCACCCCAGCCCUCAGCCUUCACCCCAGCCAUCAUCCCUUACCCCAGCCAUCACCCCUUACCCCAGCCCUCACCCCAGCCAUCACCCCUUACCCCAGCCCUCACCCCAGCCAUCACCCCUUAACACAGCCCUCACCCCAGCCAUCACCCCUUACCCCAGCCCUCACCCCAGCCCUCAGCCUUCACCCCAGCCAUCAUCCCUUACCCCAGCCCUCACCCCAGCCCUCAGCCUUCACCCCAGCCAUCACCACUUACCCCAGCCCUCACCCCAGCCCUCAGCCCCCAGCCCUCACCCCUGCCCUCAGCCUUCACCCCAGCCAUCACCCCUUACCCCAGCCCUCACCCCAGCCCUCACCCCAGCCCUCAGCCUUCACCCCAGCCAUCACCCCUUACCCCAGCCCUUACCCCAGCCCUCACCCCAGCCCUCAGCCUUCACCCCAGCCAUCACCCCUUACCCCAGCCCUCACCCCAGCCAUCACCCCUUACCCCAGCCCUCACCCCAGCCAUCACCCCUUAUCACAGCCCUCACCCCAGCCAUCACCCCUUACCCCAGCCCUCACCCCAGCCAUCACCCCUUACCCCAGCCCUCACCCCAGCCAUCACCCCUUAUCACAGCCCUCACCCCAGCCAUCACCCCUUACCCCAGCCCUCACCCCAGCCCUCAGCCCUCACCCCAGCCAUCAUCCCUUACCCCAGCCCUCACCCCAGCCCUCAGCCCUCACCCCAGCCCUCAGCCUUCACCCCAGCCAUCAUCCCUUACCCCAGCCCUCACCCCAGCCCUCAGCCUUCACCCCAGCCAUCACCACUUACCCCAGCCCUCACCCCAGCCAUCAUCCCUUACCCCAGCCCUCACCCCUGCCCUCAACCCUCAGCCCUCACCCCAGCCAUCAUACCUUAUCUCAGCCAUCACCCCUCACCCCAGCCCUCAGCCUUCACCCCAGCCAUCAUCCCUUACCCCAGCCCUCACCCCAGCCAUCAUCCCUUACCCCAGCCCUCACCCCUGCCCUCAACCCUCAGCCCUCACCCCAGCCAUCAUACCUUAUCUCAGCCAUCACCCCUUACCCCAGCCCUCACCCCAGCCCUCAGCCUUCACCCCACCCCUCACCCAAUCCAUCACACUUACUCCAGCCCACCUCUAUUAA